CGUUUGCCUAUCACUAACAGCCGUCUGUCUAUUUUUCUCUAAACUAUCACUUUCAUCUCUUCUCGUCGUGGCGGCGGAAGCUCGGCUGACGGCGACUUUCCUUCCGUCUUCUCUCCCUUUACUUGUUUCCUAAACCUCAAAGAACUCUCUCACUAUAUAUUUCCUAUAUAUUUCCGUACUAAAAAAAAUAGCAAAACCGCCGCUGCUGGUUUUGGAUUCUUCUCCGACGGCGGCUUCCUCCAAAAUUCCCCGAAGACGGUGUUGUAGAUAUGAUCAACUAGAGUCUUUCAGUUCUCCACCCCCUGGGCUUCAACAAUUGAUAAACAGUUGUUGGUAAACCGCACUGCUCUUCAAUGGAGGGGAUGACAUAUGCUUCCUUUGCGAGCUUCCCAACAAAAUCAUUGUGGUUCUAUGAUCUAUCACCAUCUUCUAUCAUAACCUCCCACCAAAAGCCUUACCAAAAUACUCUAAAAUCAACAUUUCCUAGAAAUUCUAUUUUCUGUGCUUCAUCUGGUUCUAGCGCCGGUUCGGUUGUGACCUUGCUUGAUUAUGGAGCUGGAAAUGUUCGGAGCUUAAGGAAUGCGAUUCGCCAUCUUGGUUUCGAGAUAGAGGAUGUGCGAACUGCAAAAGACAUUUUGAAUGCAGAUCGCCUUAUAUUUCCUGGUGUUGGGGCAUUUGCUUCAGCCAUGGAUGUAUUAGUCAAGACCGGGAUGGCUGAAGCACUACAAACCUAUAUAAAAAAUGAUCGCCCAUUUCUAGGCAUUUGUCUUGGACUUCAACUACUUUUUGAGUCUAGUGAAGAGAAUGGACCAGUGAAUGGUCUUGGCUUGAUACCUGGUGUGGUUGGGCGGUUUAACUCUUCGAAUGGUUUUAGAGUACCCCAUAUUGGCUGGAAUGCUUUGCAAAUUGCAAAGGACUCUGAAAUUUUGGAUGACAUUGGAGAUCACCAUGUCUACUUUGUUCACUCAUACCGUGCCAUGCCAUCAGAUGAUAACAAAAUAUGGAUUUCAUCUACUUGCAAUUACGGUAAUGAUUUUAUAGCAUCUAUCAAAAGGGGAAAUGUGCAUGCAGUUCAGUUCCAUCCAGAGAAGAGUGGAGAUGUUGGUCUUUCUGUAUUGAGAAGGUUCCUACAUCCAAAGUCACAGGGGACAAAGAAGCCUACUCAGGGGAAGGCUUCAAAACUUGCUAAGAGGGUGAUUGCUUGUCUUGAUGUUAGGACGAAUGAUAAAGGGGAUCUUGUUGUAACCAAAGGGGACCAGUAUGAUGUAAGAGAACACACAAAAGAGAAUGAGGUGAGAAACCUUGGCAAGCCAGUAGAGCUUGCCGGACAAUAUUACAAAGAUGGGGCUGAUGAGGUCAGUUUUUUGAACAUUACUGGUUUCCGUGACUUCCCAUUAGGCGAUUUACCAAUGUUGCAGGUAUUAAGACGCACUUCAGAAAAUGUUUUUGUCCCACUAACAGUUGGAGGUGGUAUACGAGAUUUUACAGAUGCAAAUGGCAGGCACUAUUCUAGUUUGGAAGUUGCUUCAGAGUAUUUUAGGUCUGGGGCUGAUAAAAUUUCCAUUGGAAGUGAUGCAGUUUACGCGGCUGAAGAAUAUAUAAAAACCAAAGUAAAGACAGGAAAGAGCAGCUUAGAACAAAUUUCUAGAGUUUAUGGAAAUCAGGCAGUAGUUGUAAGCAUUGAUCCUCGUAGAGUGUACCUUAAAAGUCCGAAUGAUGUACAGUUCAAGACAAUAAGGGCUACAAAACCAGGUCCAAAUGGAGAAGAAUAUGCUUGGUAUCAGUGCACGGUUAAUGGUGGAAGAGAAGGUCGACCAAUCGGAGCUUAUGAGCUUGCAAAAGUAGUUGAAGAACUGGGAGCUGGAGAAAUACUAUUGAACUGCAUCGAUUGUGAUGGUCAAGGAAAAGGAUUUGAUAUAGAUUUAAUAAAGCUGAUAUCCGAAGCUGUCAGCAUCCCUGUAAUUGCAAGUAGUGGUGCUGGUGCCGUUGAACACUUCUUGGAAGUAUUCAUGCAAACAAAUGCAUCAGCAGCACUUGCUGCUGGCAUUUUCCAUCGUAAGGAGGUGCCCAUUCAAUCUGUAAAAGGACACUUGUUGAAGGAAGGCAUUGAAGUAAGGAUCUAACUGCUCUGUUUUCGUGUGCUAGAAAUUUUGUUCCUAUAAUCAGGAAUAGGUAGAGAUAUGCAAACAUAAAAUCUCAUCUGUUUUUCUAUGUUUUAUUGCAUUUUUGGGAUUGAUUUCAAAAUGAUUUUUUGAAACGCAGUGAUAUUGAAUUAGAAGUUUCUGAGUGAACAAUUCCAUGGAUUGCCAUUGUUGAAUGUUAUGUUAAAAGGUAACCUUUAAAAGUUAAAAAAGUAUACCUCCAUUGUUCCCUUUUGACACCCUGCUGCUUUCUCUCUUUUCUCUCCCUUUUUUUUUUCCUAAUUUUUAUUUAUUUUAAAUGCUGUAAUUGCAACUUUGUAAAUGGCAAACUUGUGAAGGAAGAAAGUUUCUUGCUGAAUGUCGGAAAACUAGUUUGCUUCUAGUAUAAAAAAUUUCUGCCUUUGAAAAAAAAAAAACGGAACUGCAAAGAAAAAUUCCUUUUAAUUCAUGAAAUUUCUUGCUUCUCCAAAGCCCUCUUUACCACCAAUACAGUUACCAAAGCAAGUUGCCAAUUGAUCAAGUUACACCAAGUCGAGUUCGAUCUUUGACGAGGCUCCGGUAAUAAAAUGGAGUUCUAGCUUUGGUGGCAAAGGUAGUUUUCCGUGUGGUGUUACCGUUACGAAUGAGUUUUAAAU
Molecule: messenger RNA, 2776 nt
Organism: Durio zibethinus
Lineage: Eukaryota; Viridiplantae; Streptophyta; Magnoliopsida; Malvales; Malvaceae
Product: imidazole glycerol phosphate synthase hisHF, chloroplastic-like
Biological process (GO): L-histidine biosynthetic process
Molecular function (GO): imidazoleglycerol-phosphate synthase activity; glutaminase activity
Source: RefSeq, a predicted model, not a curated record